AUGUCCUGGACAUGCUCCUUGGCAUUUCGGUCGAUACCGCGCUCGUCAUGUAAGCAUGCCGUCCGGCCUAUACGUCGAAUGCACUGCCACGCCUUGAGCACGAGCGGCGCUCGUUUCGUUCGUAAACAUAUCUUACGGCUUGCGCCGUACAAACCGAUCGUGCCCUUCGAGAUCUUAUCAGAGGAGCUUGGGAUUGCACCAGAGGACAUCGUCAAACUAGACGCGAACGAGAAUCCGUAUGGCCCACCGCCAGAAGUAGAAAUGGCCAUGUCGAAUCUUCGAUUCCCUCAUGUGUACCCUGACCCUGAAUCCCGUACACUUCGAAGAGCGCUGGCGGCCGAUUGUAAUGUGCCUGUUGAAAACAUACUCGUUGGAUGCGGCGCCGACGAGCUGAUUGACCUUUUGUUACGGGUUGUUCUCGAUCCUGAUGACGUGGUCAUUAACACUCCUCCCACAUUUGGAAUGUAUUCUUUUGAUUGUGCAGUUAACGGUGGCAAAAUAAUAGAUGUCCCGAGGCAGCUUUCGUACCCGUUCGCAAUCAACGUUCAAGAAAUUGAGAAAGCCGUGCUCCAGCACGAGGCAAAAGUGUUGUUUCUAACAUCUCCAAACAACCCAGAUGGAGGUAUAAUUGCUGAUGCUGACAUAGAUAGGCUUUUGCAGCUGCCUGUAUUGGUUGUUCUCGAUGAAGCUUACAUAGAGUUCAGUGAUAGCGCUUCUAGCCGAAUCUCUGACGUCCCUAAGAGACAAAAUCUCGUGGUCUUGCGAACUUUCAGCAAGCGAGCGGCUCUUGCAGGCAUGAGAAUCGGAUACGGAGCCUUUCCAAACGGCCUGAUCGAGUAUAUAUGGCGCGCAAAACAGCCAUAUAACGUAUCUGUUGCUGCGGAGGUAGCAGCUUGCGCAGCACUUGGAAACAAAGAGUAUCUGACUAUGGUUAAAAACCUAAUUGUCGAGGAAAGGGACAGGCUAUUCUCUGUCCUGUCGAAUUGUCCUUACCUGACACCGUAUCCAUCUGAUGCGAAUUUCAUCCUGUGCCGCGUGGAAGGAAGAGAUGCCCUCGAGUUGAAGGAACAGCUGGCGUCGAGGGGUAUUAUUGUCAGACAUUAUUCGAGUCCCCCAAGUAUUUCUGGAUGUCUGCGUAUUUCCGUUGGUAAACCGAAGCAUACUGAUGCCCUUCGAGAUGCCUUGGAAAACCUUGGCGCCGGAAAUCAAAUCAGCGCAAGUGCUUCGGAAUGA
Messenger RNA from Micromonas commoda, 1233 nucleotides. RefSeq lists its product with no specific name. Gene Ontology annotation, molecular function: L-histidinol-phosphate:2-oxoglutarate transaminase activity; pyridoxal phosphate binding. NCBI's taxonomy places the organism in Eukaryota, Viridiplantae, Chlorophyta, Mamiellophyceae, Mamiellales, Mamiellaceae. The transcript is spliced from 9 exons. Gene Ontology annotation, biological process: L-histidine biosynthetic process. The coding region runs from base 1 to 1233 and encodes 410 amino acids. The record is from RefSeq and is a predicted model, not a curated record.